AUGCAGAAUGCAGCGUCGUCCAACUUGAGCAUGGAAAAACGGAUUGACCAUUUGAAGAAAUUCUCUAGCAAUAUCACGGGGAUGAUCUACGAGUUGAAGGACUUGAUAAAAAUUCACGAAAUUUUAAUUUAUAAAGAAAAGCUCAAAAGCACUAAAAAUGAGCAGCUGCAGAAGCACCAGGAUGAUAUCAUCGCGCUCAAGCUCGACCUCGAAUCGAUCACAAAGGAAAACGAUAAUAUGGAUGGACAGCUGAAGUAUUACAAAAAGAUUGACGAGUCGAUUAACUACGAAAUUGUUAACACGUCGGUGAACAUACAGAAUAUGAAGCUUGACAUAAACAAGCAGAAGAAGUAUUUAAAAAAAUUUUUGUCUCAGAACAUCGAGAUGAAAAGUGAUAUCGACCAAAUGAAGAACGUAAGACAUGAGCGGUGA
Molecule: messenger RNA, 432 nt
Organism: Plasmodium fragile
Lineage: Eukaryota; Apicomplexa; Aconoidasida; Haemosporida; Plasmodiidae
Exons: 3
Coding region: 1-432 (143 amino acids)
Source: RefSeq, a predicted model, not a curated record